Molecule: messenger RNA, 2184 nt
Organism: Eriocheir sinensis (Chinese mitten crab)
Lineage: Eukaryota; Metazoa; Arthropoda; Malacostraca; Decapoda; Varunidae
Gene: Aldh
Product: aldehyde dehydrogenase, mitochondrial-like
Exons: 12
Coding region: 195-1757 (520 amino acids)
Molecular function (GO): aldehyde dehydrogenase (NAD+) activity
Source: RefSeq, a predicted model, not a curated record
GCAAAUGAAAACCUUGACAACCCUUGAGCUUUACUUCAGUUACCUACGAACACCAGGAGGGGGAGGAUUUCACUUCCUUUCUCCACAGUAUUAAGUCAUUCUACGUCCUUUUGGUAAAUUAUUCGUCUUUCUGCAACAACCAGGCGGCGGGCGGCCACGCUGAGCUACAGGCAGACUCGCUGAACACGUCCAUCAUGCUCCGGUCAUCGUCGAGGCUGUGCUCCCUGGCCAGGCUGGCGGGCAGGCAGCCUGCCGCGGCCUACUCCGCCCCGGCCAUCCCGCAGCCCAUCACCGCCCCCGACGUGCCCUACACCGGGAUCUUCAUCAACAAUGAGUUCCACAAGUCCGAGAGUGGCAAGCAGUUCCCGACAGUCAAUCCUGCCACCGGUGAGGUGAUCACCAUGGUGGAGGAAGGGGACAAGGCUGAUGUAGACAAGGCAGUGAAGGCAGCCCGUGCGGCCUUCGAGCUGAACUCUGAGUGGCGGCAGAUGGAUGCCUCCGAGCGGGGCCGACUGCUCUUCAGGCUGGCGGACCUCAUCGAGCGGGACAAGGUGUACCUGGCGAGCCUGGAGACCCUGGACAAUGGGAAGCCUUACUCCAACUCAUACGCUGUGGAUCUAGAAAUGGUUAUUAAGAACUUGCGUUACUUUGCCGGCUGGGCAGACAAGCUUCAUGGCCAGACGAUCCCCACUGAUGGGCCUUACUUUGCCUACACGCGCCAUGAGCCCAUAGGUGUGUGUGGACAGAUCAUCCCCUGGAACUUUCCUCUGCUCAUGCAGGCCUGGAAGUUUGGGCCGGCCCUUGCCACAGGCAACACUGUGGUGAUGAAGCUGGCAGAGCAGACUCCCCUCACCGGCCUCUAUGUAGCCAAGCUGGUGGCUGAGGCGGGCUUCCCUGCUGGUGUGGUGAACGUCAUUCCCGGGUACGGCCACACUGCUGGCGCUGCCAUUUCCUCACACAUGGACGUGGACAAAGUGGCCUUCACUGGCUCCACUGAGAUUGGCCACUUGGUGCAGCAGGCAGCGGGCGCCAGCAACCUGAAGCGUGUCACCCUGGAGCUUGGUGGCAAGAGUCCCAACAUUGUCUUUAAGGAUGCUGACAUGGACUAUGCCAUUGAACAGUCCCACUUUGGCCUCUUCUUCAACCAGGGCCAGUGCUGCUGUGCUGGCACCAGGAUCUUUGUGGAGGAUUCCGUGUAUGAUGAGUUUGUGGAGCGUAGUGUUGAGCGGGCCAAGGCGCGCACAGUGGGGGAUCCCUUCGACCUGAACAACGAGCAGGGGCCUCAGGUGGAUGAGAUGCAGAUGAACAAGAUCCUGGAACUUAUUGAAUCUGGCAAAAAGGAAGGAGCCAAGAUGUGUGUGGGAGGAAGCCGCAAGGGAGACAAAGGGUAUUUCAUUGAGCCAACUGUGUUUGCUGAUGUGAAAGACCACAUGCGGAUUGCUGAGGAGGAGAUCUUUGGCCCAGUUCAGCAGAUCAUGCGAUUCAAGGACAUAGGUGAAGUUAUCCAGCGAGCCAAUGCCACCAAAUAUGGACUGGCAGCAUCCGUCUUCACGAGGGACCUGGACAAGGCCAACCUCUUUUCUCAGGGGCUGCGGGCUGGAACUGUCUGGGUCAACUGCUAUGACGUCCUGAAUGCUCAGACGCCUUUCGGAGGAUAUAAGUACUCUGGUCAGGGAAGGGAGAACUCUGAGUAUGCUUUGAGGAACUACUAUGAGGUGAAGGCUGUUAUCACCAAGCUCCCUAUUAAAAAUGCAUAAGAGGCCAAAGGAAAUGAGUCUCCCUCUUCCUCACCAGUAAGGAUAUGGUGGGCGUGGGUGUGGUGGUGCCGUAGUGCUGCCUCCAAAAACCUGAGACGAUCCUGGCACUGCCUCAGCUGGGCACGAAGGCACACCCUGAUGGUCUCCUCCCCCAGGGUGCCAAACUCCUGGUUGGAAUGAGGAGAGAAGAGGGAGGGGCAUAAGGUUAAGGAUAAAGGGGAAUAAAGAAGAAUGAUAAAGGGGAAGAGAUAAAUUAGACAAUAUAUUUUCUUCCGGAGGGGAAAUUAAAUACAUGGGCACUUAACUGCAAAUUGUGUUAAUUUUCAUGUUUUUUCAUCUUUUAUGCAGGUGAUGGAAUUCAGCUUCUUUGUUUGUACUAUGAAUUCAUGAUAUAUUUUCUAUUAAAUCAAACAAUAUUCAGAAGUAA